UGGGCACACUGCGCAUCGCAUCCACAACAAAAAACGCGCGAAGGUUUGGGCAGAAAACGCAAAACACCGCCGCGAUAACAUCCUCGCCAGCAGCGGACCGCAUCCUACAGAUCACAGUAAACAAACUGAACACAAUUGCACAACAUGCUCUGCGAGGAUCAGCACAUGUCCGUGGAGAACACACCGCAGAAAGGCUCCGGCAGCCUGAAUUCCUCAGCAUCCUCAAUUUCGAUCGAUAUGAAGCCGACCAUGCAGAGCUGGGCCCAGGAGGUCCGCGCGGAGUUUGGCCACAGUGACGAGGCCUCCAGCUCCCUGAAUAGCAGCGCUGUCAGCUGCGGUUCCUUGGCCAAAAAGGAGACAUCCGACGGUAAUCUUGAGUGCAAAGAGGGCGAGGGCCGGGAGAUGGCUUUUGAAUUCCUGGAUGGCGUCAACGAGGUAAAGUUCGAGCGCCUGGUCAAGGAGGAGAAGCUAAAGACGCCCUACAAGCGCCGACACUCGUUCACGCCGCCCAGCAACGAGAACAGUCGCUCCAACAGUCCGAACAGCAGCAACUCCUCGGCCAACGGAGAUGCAGCUGCGCCCAAAGGCGGCAACAAUCAGCAUUCGAGGAACGCAAACAAGUCUGGCUACUUCAGGGCCCACAAGGAGGAGAAACGGGUGCGCCACAACAGCUACACGUCCUCCACAUCAUCCUCCUCCUCCUACACCGAAGCCGAUCCCGCCAUCCUAAGUCGCAGGCAGAAGCAAAUAGAUUACGGAAAGAAUACUGCCGCCUACGAGCGCUAUGUGGAAAUGGUGCCGAAGGCCGAGCGGACUCGCGAACAUCCGCGCACCCCGAACAAGCACGGAAAGUACAGCCGCCGCGCCUUCGACGGUCUCGUGAAGAUCUGGCGCAAAAGCCUCCACAUCUACGAUCCACCUACCCAAGCGCGCGGCACGGCCAAGGACAGCAAUUCCGACUCGGAUUCGGACUAGGAUCGAAUCUUGUUACCGGGCCGGGCUAUGUUUUUCAAAUAUUAUCGGGGGUUUACCUACUUAUUUUUAUUCUAAGUACAAAGUCGAGCUAACUAAAACUAUGAAUCAAACGCGCAUCUUCGAGUCACAAGGCCGUGUGCACAGAAUUGUUACGCAGAUGUUUUGUUGAAUAAAAUGGCGUCUUACAAGA
Drosophila sechellia is the source of this 1165-nucleotide messenger RNA. It is a transcript of the gene Slbp, whose product is annotated as Stem-loop binding protein. The transcript is spliced from 2 exons. NCBI's taxonomy places the organism in Eukaryota, Metazoa, Arthropoda, Insecta, Diptera, Drosophilidae. The coding region runs from base 145 to 975 and encodes 276 amino acids. Gene Ontology annotation, cellular component: cytoplasm; histone pre-mRNA 3'end processing complex. Gene Ontology annotation, molecular function: histone pre-mRNA stem-loop binding; mRNA binding. Gene Ontology annotation, biological process: mRNA 3'-end processing by stem-loop binding and cleavage; mRNA transport. The record is from RefSeq and is a predicted model, not a curated record.